Messenger RNA from Echinostoma caproni, 672 nucleotides. Lineage: Eukaryota; Metazoa; Platyhelminthes; Trematoda; Plagiorchiida; Echinostomatidae. The record is from the annotation of a GenBank genome assembly.
CUGUUUGCUUAUCAACGUUCAUUUGGCUACUUUUUAGUAGUAGCUUCACAGGAUAAACCCAGCCCCCAACCCGAGCCGGCUUCAUCCUCUGCAAGUGCAUCACCAACACAACCGGCUCAGUCCGCCACGUCCAGCACGGUCGCUGCGCCCACCAGUAGUGGUAAUACAUCCGUAAUCGAGAACGGGGACCCGAUUGACUCGGAAAAACCGUUGGAAGAACGUGUCAAAUAUGCUCAACAGUUACUUGAGGCCAAACGUCGUUUAGAAGCGGAAGAGGAAAAAAAGAAAUCUAUCGACGCGGAGAUUACUCGACGCCAAGCGGGUAAAGCGCUACAAGAUUUCAAGGAGCGUCAACGUGCUUUGGAAAUUCAGGAAGCAAUGGCUCAACGUCGAAAGGAUGCCGCCGAGGAUCGCCUGCUUCGCGAACGACUCCGGCAACAGAUCGAGGACGAUCGUCGAGCCAAAGAGGAACGUGCACGUAUGAUGAAUCCUCAAAAUGAGGCCAGUCCAGCCCAACCGGUUGGCGCUCCACUGAUGACAGCCGCCCAGAUGAUGACCACGAAUUCGACCAAUUGUGAUCAGGUUGGUUUUUCCUCGUCUCUCUCUAUCUCUCUCUCUCUCUCUCUUUCUCUUUCUGUGUGUGCGCGCACGUGCAUGGGUGCGUCAGUUUGA